Messenger RNA from Musa acuminata subsp. malaccensis (wild Malaysian banana), 3781 nucleotides. RefSeq names its product protein FAR1-RELATED SEQUENCE 5. The record is from RefSeq and is a predicted model, not a curated record. Gene Ontology annotation, biological process: regulation of DNA-templated transcription. Gene Ontology annotation, molecular function: zinc ion binding. NCBI's taxonomy places the organism in Eukaryota, Viridiplantae, Streptophyta, Magnoliopsida, Zingiberales, Musaceae.
UCCCCAUGAGUACCUCGGUUUCUUUCUUUCUUUCUCCCCUUUCUCCUGUUUCUUGCUGCUAUGGUUCUUUUUCUCGUUGGAAAUCCAUUCGAAAUUUUGGGUUAUCUUGGAGAAACCGAAUCUUUUGGUCGUUCUUGCUGUUGUCGAUGCGAGUAUAUGUCCGAAUACGUCUCAGUGCUCAGAUCUGAGAAUUUUCUCCUUGGGGUUUUGAGGGUUUUGUUCCGGAACGGUAUGCUAGGGCUUGAGGAAUCCGGAGAUAAGCUUGUGGAUACAUGAAGAUGAAGCUUGAGGUUUUUGAUUCAUCGACUGGGAAGGGGAAUAUAGAAGGAAUUAAGUCAAAAAGAAAAAAAAAAGAACUAUUAAUGUUGCAGCGGAUCAACUAAAUUACCCAGCAAACUUGGGUAGCUAAGCUUGUCCGCAUGUGGUGUCUAUCCUAAUAGAAGUCAAUUGGCCAUUCACUGUUUGAAGUAUGUCCUCCAAGAACUAUUGGUCUGGUUGGAAGGAUUCCUUGCAACAAAGUAAGACAGAGAAGAUGUAUGCAUUUGGUGGUUGCAGUAGGAAGAGGAAUAAGAAAACUUCUGUUGCCCCUACUGUAGUUUUUACUCCUGUGCAACCUGUCACACAUGUACCUGUACAUGUUGGUGGCCAUCCACCUACACUACAAUCAUUAGUUCAGAUGUGGCCAAGCCCUCUUGUCAUAUUGUCUCCAACAGUACCAUGGGCUGCACAACCAUCUAUUCCAUCAACAUCGGAACAUUCAUCUGUGCAAAAUGAUCCUGACAAGGAAAGGAUGGCGGACAUGGCAAGUGCUGGCGUUACUACUAUACUGGGGGAUGCUAGUAAUGCAAAAUGGCUACCAAGGGUUGAUAUGUUGUUUGACAGUGAAACUGAUGCAUACGACUUCUAUAAUACAUAUGCUGAGAAUGAAGGUUUCAUUGUGCGAAGAUCAAAGUCAACAGUAUCAACAAAGAAUAUCAUCACUAAGAGGACAUUUGUGUGCUCGAGAGAAGGCUUUCGAGAGAAGAAAAAAGGAGAGAAAGAGGCCAAGUGUCCACGACCUGUAACAAGAAUUGGUUGCCCAGCAUGCAUGACCAUUAGGCUUACACCUAAUGGCAAAUAUCGCGUGACAGAAUUUGUACCAAACCACAACCAUCAACUUGCAAUGGUAGCUACCUAUGAUAAAUUGAGGGCGAAGAAGCUGAGGCGCAAUGCUCGAGUUGCAAGAGCGGAUUUGGUGGAUGAUACAGUGAGGCUACCGGAGUUUGAAAGUGAAGAUGAGGCCUAUGAAUUCUACAGUGCAUAUGCUGGAAGGAUGGGAUUCCGUGUUCGAAAAACAAGUGCAACAAUUAGUGCCGAAAAUGUAGUCACUAGAAGGAUGUUUGUUUGCUCAAGAGAAGGAUUCCGUGAGCAGAAAAAAGGAGAAAAGAGAGUAAAGAAACCACGAAAAGAAUUUAGAACUGGUUGUCCUGCCUGUAUGGUCAUUAGAAUAUCAUCAACUGGCAAAUAUCGCGUAACUGAAUUUGUUACUUUUCAUAACCAUCAGCUAGAAGCUCCAUCAUCCGCUGAGAUCUUGACGUCUGAGACUGCAGAAAAUGGUGCAGAUCAUGUUUUGAACACAGUCAAUGAAUCUGCAGAUGAUGAUGCCCAGAAGCACAUCAAUAGUCCACAAUGUAGUACCUUUGUUCCUCCAGGUUAUAAAAACUAUCUAAGAUCUAAGCGAAUGAAGGCUAUUCAAAUGGGUGAUGCUGGUGCUACAUUGGAGUAUCUGCAAAGGAUGCAAGAAGAUAGCUCAUCAUUCUACUAUGCAAUACAAGUUGAUAAGGAUGACAAUUUAACCAAUGUCUUUUGGGCAGAUGCAAAGUCUGUAAUGGACUUCUGUUACUUUGGUGAUGUUGUAUGCUUUGACACGACCUACAAGGUGCUUGAUUAUGAUCGGCCGUUUGCAUUAUUUACCGGUAUUAAUCAUCAUAAACAGACCGUUAUUUUUGGUGCUGCUUUGCUUUAUGAUGAAAGCGUGGAAUCUUUGAAGUGGUUGUUGGAGAGUUUCAAGACAGCAAUGAGUGGAAAACAGCCUAAGACAAUCUUAACGGACCGUUGCGCUGUGUUAAGUGAGGCGAUAGCUGCAGUUUUGCCAGCUACAAACCAUCGCUACUGUGUUUGGCAUAUUUACCAAAAUGCUAUUGUACAACUAAGUCAAGUAUUUCAUGGAUCGAGAACUUUAGGAUAUGACUUCAGGAGAUGCCUCUUUGAUUGUGAAGAUGAGGAGGAGUUUUUGAAAGAAUGGGAAGCAAUGUGUGGUAAGUAUGAUCUUAUAGACAAUAAAUGGAUGGCUACUCUGUUUGAGGAAAGAGAGAAAUGGGCGUUGGUAUAUGGACGAGAAACAUUUUAUGCGGAUAUGAAGAGUGCUCAACAGAAGGAGAGCAUGAAUACUGAGCUAAAGAAAUAUUUAUGCAACAAAACUGAACUACUGGGCUUUUUUGAGCAUUAUGAAAGAAUACUAUCCGAGAAACGAUGUGCUGAACUACAAGCUGAUAUUAAUGCUAACCAGAGUAACCAAAAGCCACCACCUAUGCGCAUGCUGAGGCAAGCUGCAAAUGUUUACACUCCAGCUGCAUAUAAAAUGUUUGAAAGGGAAUUUGAACUGUACAUGGAUUGUAUUUUGUAUGGUUGCAAUGAAGUAGGGACAAUAUCUGAAUACAAGGUUAUGAUCGAGGAGAAAGCUAUGGAUCAUUUGGUGAAAUCUGAUUCUUUUGAUGGUUCUGUGACUUGCAGUUGCAAGAAAUUUGAGUUUCUUGGGAUUCAAUGCUGUCAUGUAUUAAAAGUGCUAGAUACUCAAAAUAUCAAAGAACUUCCGCCGCAGUACAUAUUGAAGCGGUGGAGGAAGGAUGCAAAGACCAGAGGUUUAAGUGAAGACUCUAUAUUCUCAUUUGAUUGCUUUCCUCAAUCAUCACUGGCAAAACGUUAUAGCUCUCUAUGCCGCAUUUUCAGUAUUGCAGCAGCACUUGCAGCUAAAACUAUAGAUUCGUAUGCAUUCCUUGAAAGCCACUCAGAGGUGCUUAGCAAUCAGUUAAACCAAGUUUUACAAUCAAGAUCCCUCGAGAUGCCUGCUAUGAUUCCCGCCCCAUGCGAUCAACUACAAAAUCCAGUUGAGAGCAUGGUUGCUGAAAGUCUUCGGUAGAAUAAAACCAAUCAGGCAAAUUUUGCGGAUGGUGCAUUUCAUGAUUGCUCGAAUUGGUGGAUUUACAUUAACCAUGUGUCGAUGUCAUUUCCGAUACGGGUCACCAGAAGGAUGGUGACCAUGCAGUUGGAUCUCAGAAGUUCAUUGGAGCUCUGUGUAGUGUAUUUUUUUUUUACUAAUGCAAUUAUGUUGAGUUAUGUAGUACAGGAUAUUGAUUUAAUUUGUCGUUUUAUGGUCACUCUGUGUGGUCUUCUACUGAGACGUCAUUCGGUGCAAUUUUCAUAAAGAAGGUAAAUUUGGUUAACAUAAGAUUAGCAUAAUCAUGAGAAGGCUAAUUAGUGAUAUCGAGGUUUUCAUACUCGAUCAAUUCUCUGUCAGAGCAGUAAGAUUUAGGGUUCAUGGGGUAUCACAGUUUUCCUUUGCCUUCAAUAAACAUGGUUUUGAAUGCUGCUUGUUAUUCAGUCUAUGCAGUUUCAUUUCUUUUCCUCGUUGCACUCAGUGCUGCUUACUAUUGUUGAUCGCAGUAACCUUGAGAUUAACCGAUUAGGGAACUCCGUGAUAUGUAUGGCUUUUCCUUAACAAUUGACUUACACGCUGUCUUUU